UACAAGUGCAAUCCUUUUGUUUUGCUUUUUCAAGAGGCGAAGAACACUCUACCUAUAAGUAGAAAUAGGUUUACUUUGUGUGCAAGGUAAAGUAUAGAUUAAAAGCUUUAAACAGAGGGGUUGUCGAAAAAGAAAAGCUCGGAGACGUUCGUUGAGGCCAGAGCAGAUUUCUCAGAGAUUUUCUAUUCAGUUCAUCUUCAUUGCUACUUGAAUUCAUCCUCCACCAUGGUGCUCGAGGCUACUAUGAUAUGCAUCGACAAUUCGGAGUGGAUGAGAAAUGGGGAUUACAAUCCCAAUAGAUUUCAGGCGCAGGCAGAUACAGUCAAUCUUAUAUGUGGGGCGAAAACCCAGUCAAAUCCUGAGAACACAGUGGGCGUAAUGACUUUGGCUGGGAAGAAUGUCCGUGUAUUGGUGACACCCACAACUGAUCUAGGAAAAAUUCUUGCGUGUAUGCAUGGUUUAGAAGUUGCUGGGGAGAUGAAUAUGACUUCUGGUAUCCAAGUUGCUCAGCUGGCACUUAAACACCGACAGAACAAAAAACAGCAGCAAAGAAUUAUAGUGUUUGCUGGAAGUCCUAUUAAAGCUGAUAAGAAGACAUUAGAAGCAAUUGGAAAGAAAUUGAAGAAAAAUAAUGUGGCAUUGGAUAUUGUGGAUUUUGGAGAGGAAGAUGAUGGGAAGCCAGAAAAAUUAGAGGCUCUUCUUGCAGCAGUAAAUAGUAAUGACAAUAGUCACAUUGUACAUGUUCCUGCAGGUCCAAAUGCUCUUUCGGAUGUCCUACUCAGCUCACCUAUCUUUACUGGAGAUGGUGAAGGUGGAAGUGGGUUUGCUGCUGCUGCAGCAGCUGGUGCUGCCGCUGCUGCUGCUGCAGUUGCGGGUGGAACAGGUUUUGAAUUUGGUGUUGAUCCAAAUUUGGAUCCAGAAUUGGCUCUGGCUCUUCGAGUGUCAAUGGAAGAAGAGAGGGCAAGACAAGAGGCUGCAGCAAAAAGAGCUGCAGAUGAAGCUGCUUCAAAGGCUACACAGGAAGGACAAGAGCAAGGGUCAAGCUCUCGUGAUGUGUCAAUGGCAGAACCAAGUGCUACUGUAGCAACAGGAGCAACUGGAAAAGGGCCUGAUCUAAUGGAUGAUGAGACUGCUCUAUUAGAGCAAGCUUUGGCGAUGUCAAUGGAUAAUCCUGGAACUAGUCAAUCUGGCGCUGUCUCCAUGGGUGAUACUCAUAUGGCAGAAGCUGGCCCAGAGGAUCAAGAUUUGGCUUUUGCCCUUCAAAUGUCUGUGCAAGACAGUGCAAAAGCUUCUGCAGGAAAUACAGAGAUGAGCAAAGUUCUGGGUGACCAAGGUUUUGUUUCAUCUAUUCUUGCUUCGCUACCUGGGGUAGAUCCAAACGAUCCUUCAGUGAAGGACUUGCUAGCAAAUUUACAAGCAGAUGAGGAAAAGAAGGGGGAGGAGAAGCCAAAGGAUGGAGACAAAUGAAACCCGUAAUGGAUAAAUGGUACCAUUGACAGAUGAAAAAUUGCAUGCACACAAUUGUUUGUAGGCUUUCAGCAAAUUUUGUUUGGUUAGUCUGCAAUUAAGUUAAUUGCUACUGUAAUCAAAGUUGAAUAUUGAGACAAAUAUUCAUCUAGUUUUAUGAUUGUGACGUGGGAUGUUCAUAUAUCUUCUUUCAUUCAGAUUCAGAUCUACCUUAUUUAUCUAAUUGCUCUCACUUUAAAAGAGAUUGCAGAUUCAUGGACUGCACCUGGCAAUGCUCUUUGAUAUUAUACUGAUAGAAUUAUCUACGCACCAAUUCAUGUAUUACACAUUAAAAUAUUCAAGGGCAAGUUCUAAUC
Molecule: messenger RNA, 1823 nt
Organism: Cryptomeria japonica (Japanese cedar)
Lineage: Eukaryota; Viridiplantae; Streptophyta; Pinopsida; Cupressales; Cupressaceae
Product: 26S proteasome non-ATPase regulatory subunit 4 homolog
Exons: 10
Coding region: 226-1467 (413 amino acids)
Biological process (GO): proteasome-mediated ubiquitin-dependent protein catabolic process
Cellular component (GO): proteasome regulatory particle, base subcomplex; cytosol; nucleus
Molecular function (GO): polyubiquitin modification-dependent protein binding
Source: RefSeq, a predicted model, not a curated record